Chelonoidis abingdonii (Abingdon island giant tortoise) is the source of this 2316-nucleotide messenger RNA. The record is from RefSeq and is a predicted model, not a curated record. Lineage: Eukaryota; Metazoa; Chordata; Testudines; Testudinidae.
UCUUCAGUGGAAGCAGCUAAUUUGGACCCCUUCAUUUUAUAUGUGUAGUUGGGAUUAUGUUUUCCAAUGGGCUGCAAUAUGUGUUAUCCUGACAUCUAGCACUGCUGAGAUCCUGUGUUCAGUAAUAUCCCUGCCCUUCCUGUUCCCUUUCUCCUCUGAACCCCACCAGCCCAUGGUUACUGUUCCCAGCUUCCCCAGGACUCUCUCACUGUCUGUCUCUGGACCCCUCUGUCAGCAAGAAGCAGUGCCAGGGAGACUUGCCCUCUGUCUGGAGUCUUCGAUUUCUGAGACAUGGAUUUACUUUCUCUGUGUUUUAGGAGACUCUUUGAAAUUGAGUGUCUGUGACAUUAACCACAGUGCAAUCUUUACUGUUGAACAGCUGUGUCCCCUCAGUUCCCCAAGCUGGGGUGCCUUUUACACCUCUUUACUGUGAGAACAACCACUGCUGGGGAGUUAACACACAGUCUCCAGCAUGUAACUCGCUCCCAGCUGCACAGUAUUGAGUGCUGCUAGUCAGUGACUCACGAAUUACAGCACCCCACAGGAGAACCCUAGAAAAUUUUCCGGUCCCAGACUUCCCCCAGAAAUAUGCAUCUUUCCGUGUCCAGCACACUACUGAACAAUGCAGGCUCAUAUGAAGUCUGUUAUUUUAGCGGUGGAAAAUGACAUGCACCAGCCUGGUUAUCCCAAAUGGAGUUUCCAACACACUUGAAUCCAACCACACUGAUUAGAUAAACAAUAAACCAAGAUUGUUAACUACGGGGGAAAAGAAGAUUUCAAGUGACUAAGGUAGUGAGGCAUAAAAGUCAGAAUUGUUUACAAAAGAAAUACAAGAUAAAAACUAGUGUCUAAGUUAACAAGCUAAAACGGAUUGAAAGCAAAUGUUUCUCACCCUGUGCUGAGACAGGCUGGCUUUCCUUUCAGCCAGGACUCCCCCAACCUGCCCCUGCUGCCCAAGUUCAGCUCUUCUGGAGUUAUCAUGAGCAGAGGGAAAGGGGAGAGAGAGUCUCAAGCAUUUUCCUCACCUUUUUGUAGUUCAGUCCUUUACUAGAAACAGCUUCAGUCUCAGCUGAGUCAGGGUGCCAGGCUGUCUGUUGUAGAUAUGAGCUUCAAGUGGACCCUGUGAUGGAAUGUAAAUGUCUUCUUCACACCUUCCCCCGCCGGAGAAUGGCUAUUUGACCGGCUAUUUGCCUUGCUGUCUUUGAGGAACUGGGCUGUGGGUGUUCCCCAGAAUUGUAACUUUUUCAGUAAUAUCAUACUGUAAAAUCUCAUUUACAUAGCGUUGCUACACAUUUUAACAGGAGGAUAAUGUUCAGUAUAUUGUGUUUUCAAAUGAUACCUCACAAGCCAUACUAUGUACAAAAUUGGUCAUAAUUUUUAGAAGAGUGAACACAGGGUACAGACUGACACUGUGUCUGUCUGUGUGUGUUCCCAGCAGAUAUGUGGGUAUUUCAAUCCCUCAGAAGCAAAGUGUUUGGCAUCUUCAAUGACCUGGGGAGCUGGCCUUGGGAAUUGACCCUUUUACUGAGUGUGACACUGUAUGGAAUUGGUUUCCAGUUACCAACCUGAUGUGAUCUCUGAGCUGGAACAACGGGAAGAGCCAUUGGUCCCAGACCUCCAGGGUUCGGAGGAAAGAGAGAUCCAGAGAGCUCCCUGCACAACAGGUGACGCAAUGGUAUGUGAGAAAGAGGAGCAGAAUUCUCAGCAGGAAAAUGUUGAGCAAGUGGAUAAAUACAGAGCAUUAUCGCCGAGAUCAAAAAGUAAUGUGUCCAGGAGUUAUGAGCAGGGAAACUCCUGUGAGAUUCAGCAGAAAUCAGAAAGAGAUCACGGAAACCAUCCAGGGGAGAAUGUGGGUAAAUGUAUUUCCUGUCAGAGAACUCAGAAGGACCUCAUGGAAACCACAGCACAGCAGGAAAUCCUCAAGAGAAAGAGAAAAAAUACAUUCAGUGAGUGUGGGAAAAACUUAAGUGACUACUCAGUCAUUACAAAGCAUCAGAGAAUCUGCACAGGGGUGAGGCCCUAUGAAUGCAGUGAGUGUGGAAAAUGCUUCACUAAGAGCUCAGCCCUUUCUGAACAUCAGAGAAUCCACACAGGGGAGAGUCCCUAUGAAUGCUGUGAGUGUGGGAAAACCUUCAAGUGCAGCUCAACCCUUUCUGAACAUCAGGGAAUCCACACUGGGGAGAGGCCCUAUGAAUGCAGUGAGUGUGGGAAAACUUUCAGUCGCAGCUCACACCUUAUCAGGCAUCAGAGAAUCCAUACAGGGGAGAGGCCCUAUGAAUGCAGUGAGUGUGGGGAAAGCUUCACUAGCAGCUCAGC